Messenger RNA from Dibothriocephalus latus, 357 nucleotides. The record is from the annotation of a GenBank genome assembly. NCBI's taxonomy places the organism in Eukaryota, Metazoa, Platyhelminthes, Cestoda, Diphyllobothriidea, Diphyllobothriidae.
AUGUUCUUUGAGGACCGUAUGCCAGACUGCAAUCCAUCCAGUCAGACAAGCCUUGGUCACAGUCCCGACAAAGUGCUUCAAUUCAUCCAGAACGUGGCUGACGCCAGUCAUCUGAUCCUCUCCAACAUCCACCUGCCCAUCUUUCUCGAACCCUUCAACAUGCCUUCUAUACAAAAUAUUGAACAGUCGCAAGCUGCCCUGCCAACACCUAUCACGCCAGUCAGCCAGCGAAGAUCAGCUGACGGCCGUCCAGCGGUGGGCUUCGAAUUACCGCUACCCAAGACUCCCAAGCACAGUGAUGCGGGUCAAGUUAAUGGCGCUUUCACUUCGAUUGAGGUAUGUCCCCCCCUGUUGUAA